UCAGUACUAGCUUGUACCACACCAUCAUCAUAUCCCUAUAUACAUUGUUCUUUGCACCGAAGAGGAGAGUCCACGGAGAUGUUAGGCAGGAAUGGCUUAUUCAUCAUUCUGCUACUCUUUGUAUCUUCUGCUGCUGGACAUGCCAAAGUUCAAACCAAAGUAGAAACAAAGACCUGCCCCAGCCUAAAGAGCCCAUGCUGUUUCAAAAAGAUGAAGUGCCCAGCUGAAUGCCCAACUUCAUAUCCAAAAGAUCCCAAUGCAAAAGCUUGCUAUGUCAACUGUUAUUCACCCAUAUGCAAAGCAGAGUGCAAAAAACGCAAACCAAACUGCAAUGCUCCCGGAGCAGGAUGCUAUGAUCCCCGCUUCAUUGGUGGAGACGGCAUCGUUUUUUACUUCCACGGCAAGAAAAACGAGCAGUUCAGCUUAGUUUCCGAUCUCAACCUUCAAAUCAAUGCCCGCUUCAUUGGCCUCCGGCCAGCAGGCCGAACCAGGGACUACACUUGGAUUCAAGCCCUCGGGGUUCUCUUUGACUCCAACACUUUCUCCCUCGAGGCCGCUACAGCAGCGACAUGGGAUGACGAAGUUGACCAUUUGAAAUUCUCUUACAAUGGGAAUGAGUUAACCAUACCAGAAGGCCAUCUCUCUGUAUGGAAAAGCCCUGAAAACGACAUUAGUGUGGAGAGAACAUCGGAAAAAAACAGCGUGACGAUCAUUCUCCCAGAGGUGGCAGAGAUAUCAGUCAAUGUUGUGCCCGUGACCAAGGAAGAUGACAGAAUCCACAACUAUCAGAUUCCUUCAGAUGACUGUUUUGCUCACUUGGAGGUACAGUUCAGAUUCUACGGCCUGUCCUCGAAAGUUGAAGGAGUGCUUGGCAGGACUUACCAGCCGGAUUUCGAGAAUCCGGCAAAGCCAGGGGUAGCAAUGCCAGUCGUGGGAGGUGAGGACAAGUACAGAACCACAUCACUUCUCUCAACGGAUUGUAGCUCUUGUGUUUUCUCUCCAGCUGAAGUUUCAGAGCAAAAGGACUCGUCGGUGAUGCAAUAUGGCAUGCUAGACUGCACUGGUGGAGCUACCGGUGGAAAUGGAAUAGUUUGCAGGAAGUAAGUACUGUACCAAAUUUGGUGCAUCCUUUAACAAUAAAUUAAGGUCAUGUUUCUUCAAUCGUGUGAGUGAGGUGGAUCUGUUCUUCUAUGAGUCCAGGAAUAAAUUUCCAGCUCUCAAACUUUAUCUUUUUGUCGAAUUUAUGGUCACACUGUCUGAGUGUAUGACCCUUUUCUUUCAUUUAA
Molecule: messenger RNA, 1286 nt
Organism: Alnus glutinosa
Lineage: Eukaryota; Viridiplantae; Streptophyta; Magnoliopsida; Fagales; Betulaceae
Exons: 2
Coding region: 79-1104 (341 amino acids)
Source: RefSeq, a predicted model, not a curated record